AGCAGUCGGAGUGAGGAGAACAGGUUGAGAGGAACUGGAGGCUUGUACAUUCAAAUAUUGUUGGUUGCAUAUUGUAACCGGUCACAACACGCAAGCUGGAAGGGCUCAGCGCAGCCUGGGUGCCCAGGGAUCCACUGCCUGAGUGUGGGGAGAGCUGUGGCCGAGACCCCAGAGACAUGAAUCACACCAAGGGCGGCCUGGUCAUCUUCACCGCAAACUCUCACCCCUCCAGCCGCGAGAUGGGCAAGAGGAUCGCAGAGCGGUUAGGGGUGGAGCUUGGCAAGGUGCAGGUGUACCAGGAAGCUAACAGAGAAACGAGGGUGCAGGUUCAAGAGUCGGUGCGAGGCAAAGAUGUCUUUGUGAUCCAGACGGUGUCCAAAGAUGUGAACACCACCAUUAUGGAGAUGCUGAUCUUGGUGUACGCAUGCAGGACAUCCUGUGCCAGAAGCAUCACAGGCGUCCUCCCCUACUUCCCCUACAGCAAGCAGUGCAAGAUGAGGAAGAGGGGCUCCAUCGUCACUAAGCUCAUCGCCUCCAUGAUGUGUAAAGCAGGUCUCACCCACCUGAUCACCAUGGACCUCCAUCAAAAAGAGAUUCAAGGCUUCUUUAACAUCCCUGUGGACAAUCUGAGAGCGUCCCCCUUCCUGCUGCAGUACAUCCAGGAGGAGAUUCCCGACUAUAGAAAUGCUGUAAUUGUUGCCAAAUCUCCAGCUUCUGCCAAAAGGUAGGCUCCCCUCC
This is a messenger RNA of Labrus bergylta (ballan wrasse), 738 nucleotides long. The record is from RefSeq and is a predicted model, not a curated record. Lineage: Eukaryota; Metazoa; Chordata; Actinopteri; Labriformes; Labridae.